CCCGCAUGAAUGAAUAGGUUGCGAAUUGAGAUGCAGUGCUUUCUCAACGCAGUGUGGUGAUUUAUGUAUAUUUUUUUAAAAGUAAACGCUUCACUGCAAUUAAACAUAAUAAAGUACUGCUAUGUGAGAUUUUUUUUUAAAGUAAUAAAAUGCGAAUUACCUGAUGCAGUGCACAUUACCGUUGUAGAGAUUUAUACAUCACUCGUAACUAAAUAAGGAGACAAAUUCUCCCGCGUGUGCGGGGCUUGUUCGACACGAGCAAAACUCCAGCUUUAUUAACCCUCCCCACCCCUCAGUAUAAACAAAUAUUCAGAUGUUUGUUUUUACUUUAUAGCUGUACGAGUGAGUGUGUGUGAGUGCCUUAAGAGGAGCCCGCCUUAAGAGGCCUAGCUCCGCGCGAGGCACAGAUCGGCGCAGCAGAGAGACCCAGCCAGCCAAAAAGCAAUCGAUGAUCCCGUUCGUGGACAUGUGCCGUCACAACAAGGAUCACUCACUCCGACUACAGGACGCAGCGCGUGGAGCGGAAUGUAGUCACCGUGCGUAGUGGUGCACUGAUGGGACUACAUGAAUAGCAUGAAAGCACUUUUAUGCUGAAUUUGCUGGCCUUAAACUUAAAAUGUACUUCGGCCAAUUGAGAUGGGCUCAGCCAGUCCUCAGAAGCAUGGGACGCAUGCAUUGUGGACCUACAAGCAGCCAACAACCAAAGAGUGGUACUGUCUUGAACUUGGUGAAGAGAUGUGGCUGCUCAAAUGCCACGGAACAUGUCCACAAUUCAACAACGCCCUCUGGCCCUGUGGCUGCUGAAUUCUGUGGCCGAGAUUCAUUUUCAAGAACGAUAUUUUCCAAAAAAGAAUCUGGGUUAAGCCCAACCAUAUUUGUCAACUCGAUGAACAAAACACAUUCACUUUCUGUGCAUAGCAGCUGUUGGCCAGAAGUCUCUGUUUCAGCAAGUAAACGCUGCAGCUUAUUAAAAUCAACGUCAUUGGACCUGUGUGAAAAGUUCAGGAAUAGAAUACAAAAGUGUGUGGGUUCACAGAAUUCUGCAGUGGGCUACCACAUGUCAGCUAAGGCAUUAAACAGCGAUGAUGCCAAUGUGUUGGAUAAUAAACAUUCAGAAGUUAGAAAAGAGCCACCGUGGCGUGUUCUUUUCUUUGGCUCUGACAAUUUUGCAUUGGAAUCUUUGCAAGCUUUGAAGAGUGCAUGUAACAGUGGAUUGUUGGAGACAUUGGAAGUUGUGACCCUUCCAAAACAAACAAUACCAGUACGGAGCCUUGCUUCAGAGCUGGGACUGGUGGUGCAUGACUGGCCAUAUGUACCACCAUCUCCAUCAUGGUCUUUGCCUGGUGGACCAACCAGUGGAGGGUUCCAUGUUGGUGUUGUUGUAUCUUUUGGGUGUCUUCUCAGUCAAGAUCUCAUCUCUUCUUUCCCAUACGGAAUACUGAAUGUUCACCCAAGUCUGCUGCCUCGCUGGAGGGGCUCUUCACCACUUAUUCACACGGUGCUGCAUGGAGACACUGUCACUGGCGUCACGGUCAUGAAGAUCCGCCCACAGAGGUUUGAUGUAGGAAAUAUUUUGCUACAGGAAAAGCAUUCUGUCCCACACAGAUGCACGGCUGUGGAAUUGCGGCAAAUGCUGUCCCGUGUAGGAGCAGAGCUGCUCAUCAAGACACUGUCUGAUCUCCCAGGAUACACUGAGAAGAGCACAGAGCAACCUAAAGAGGGAUUAACAUUGGCUCCAAAGGUGAAUACGUCCAUGUGUUGGGUGAGAUGGGACCAACAAACGACAGAUUACAUUGACAGGCUGUACCGUGCUAUUGGGACACAGCUUCCGCUCAGGACACAGUGGAUGAGCAGACCAAUAAAACUGAUGAACAUGGUGGACAUUGAAGAUAUGUCAACAAGUCUAGUGUGUGCAGCAGCCCAAAAGAGGCCAAAUGCACAUCCUGGAGAUUUAUACUUUUGCAAGCACUCCAACAUACUGUGUGUGAGGUGUCAGGAUGGCUGGGUUGGCUUCCGGACACUUGUGCUGAAGAAGAAACUCUCUGCAAGUGACUUCUACAAUGGCUACUUGCACUCUUUUUUCCAAGAAGGACAUCACACAGAAAGCACUGUUGGUCAGAGCACACAACCAGGCGAGGAGCCUGAACGAGCUGCAAACUGUCCUGGUAGCUUUCAUACGCCUGCAUCUGUCAUAGGUUGCAAUGGCAGCAUUGAGAAAAAAUCUCAUUUUCAAGAUUAAUAAUUCAUUAUGCUGCUUUGGAAUAAAAAAAAAUAUAUAUCUGGGUUGUGUGUCUGAGCGUAUAUUUUUGUAAAUAUGUAAAAUGAUCAUGCAAAAUAUUGAUGACAAAUAAAGUACGUUAAAGUACCAAAAA
Molecule: messenger RNA, 2372 nt
Organism: Petromyzon marinus (sea lamprey)
Lineage: Eukaryota; Metazoa; Chordata; Hyperoartia; Petromyzontiformes; Petromyzontidae
Gene: MTFMT
Product: mitochondrial methionyl-tRNA formyltransferase
Biological process (GO): conversion of methionyl-tRNA to N-formyl-methionyl-tRNA; biosynthetic process
Cellular component (GO): mitochondrion
Molecular function (GO): methionyl-tRNA formyltransferase activity
Source: RefSeq, a predicted model, not a curated record